UGGGCUCUUUGCCUACACUUUGCCAGCGAAUCCCAGCUCCCGGAGAAACAAGUUUAUGCAAAUCCUGGGGCUGGUGGAGGAUGAGAUCAGGGGAAAGCAGAAGCCUUCAGAACUGGACUCUUUUGCAGGGACACGCCAAAAAAAAAAAAAAAAAGCUCCUGGUUUCUUUCUCUCUCUCUCUUAUUGUGCACAACUCCUUGGAUUUGGAGGGCUGGGCUUUGUGGGUGCCAGUCCUCGAAGACUCGCUGCUGGGAAGACCUCGCUCCCCGGCUCCGAAACUGGAUUUACCAAGUGGCUUCAAACCUGGGCUCCUGUCUCGGGGACUUUUCUCUUUCUCCCGCGGAUUAUAUUUCCCCGUAAGACAAGCAAGGAGGGUCAGAGAAGGCAUGAAGACACCCUUGCUGGCCUAACCUGGCAGGAGGAGCCAGGACCCCUGGGGGCGUGAUGGUCCCCAUAAUCCUUUGCUCCCUGCUCUUGGCAUCUGUCGGAACUGCGGAGCUGGAGGGGCAUUUCGACCUUGCCAAGUGCCGCUAUGCGCUGGGUAUGCAGGACCGCACGAUCCCCGACAAAGACCUGUCAGCCUCCAGCUCCUGGUCAGACUCCACUGCCGCCAAGUACAGCCGGCUGGAUACAAGUGACGGGGAUGGGGCCUGGUGCCCAGCGGGACCAGUCUACCCCAACGAUGCUGAGUUCCUGGAAGUUGACCUCCGGCGCCUGCACUUCCUGACGUUAGUGGGCACCCAGGGCCGCCAUGCCGGUGGGCACGGCAAGGAGUUUGCCCGGGCCUACCGCCUCCAUUACAGUCGCGACCGGCGCCGUUGGCUGACCUGGCGUGACCGCUGGGGCAAUGAGGUGAUCUCUGGGAACGUUAACACAAAUGAGGUGGUGCUGAAGGAUCUUGGGCCACCCAUCAUUGCCCGCUACAUCCGCUUCUAUCCCCGUGCAGACCGUGUUAUGAGCGUCUGCCUGCGUGUGGAACUGUAUGGCUGCCUCUGGCGGGAUGGACUGCAGUCCUACACCGCCCCCAUGGGACAAGUUAUGCCUCUCCAGCCAGAGCCUGUUUAUCUCAAUGACUCCACCUACGAUGGCCUCAGCAUCAGCAAGCUUCAGUUUGGGGGCCUUGGGCAACUGGCAGAUGGUGUGGUGGGACUGGAUGAUUUCACUCGGACCAAGGAGCUGCGGGUCUGGCCAGGCUAUGACUACAUCGGGUGGAAGAAUGACUCCUUCUCUAUGGGCUAUGUGGAGAUGGAGUUUGAGUUUGACUGUCUCCGGACCUUCACCUACAUGAAGGUCCACUGCAAUAACAUGCACACGCGGGGCGUGAGCAUUUUCCGUCAGGUGGACUGUAGGUUCAAGCAGAACCUUGAAACUGCCUGGGAUCCCGAACUGGUGACUCACCUGCUGGCAGUGGAUGUCAAGGACCCCAGUGCCCGCUCUGUCACCGUGCCCUUGGAGGGACGCCUGGGGCACUUCCUGCAGUGCCAUUUCUACUUCUCCAAUGAGUGGAUGCUCUUCAGUGAAAUUGCUUUCCUCUCAGAAGUGGUAGAGGACCCAUCUCUUACUGGAACAAGCCGUUGGCCCCCAGUGGUCCCUCCUCAACCCUCAGGUAGGGGGGCUGCAGCCUCCUCUGUCCAGGAGGACCUGGGCUCCACAUUGCAUGGGGAACCAAGACCCACCUCCAACCUCACCCGCCAGGACCUGGAGGUCCAAGGGAACCCCAAAACUAGCCAGCCAGUUGCAAAGGAUGACAACAGCAACACGUCCAUCCUGAUUGGCUGCUUGGUGGCCAUCAUCCUGCUCCUACUGGUUGUCAUCUUCCUCAUCCUCUGGAGGCAAUACUGGAAAAAAAUCCUGGGAAAAGCUCAGCGACGAAUCUCUGAUGAUGACCUGACCGUUCAUCUUUCUGUGCCUGGCGACACCAUUGUCAUCAACAACACAAUGGGCUCCCAGCGCCAUUCCAGCCGCUAUGAACGCAUCCAGUCUGGGGAGACUGAGUACCAGGAGCCCAACCGUGCUCGCAUGAAGCUGCCUGACCUGCCCCAUGGCACUGAGAACUCCGCUCUGCUGCUCAACAACCCGGCCUAUCGGCUCUUCCUGGCCACAUACGCCCAGCCAAUGGGAGGGCUCGCUCGCCCGCUGUCCGAGGCGGCUAAGCCAAUCAACACUGAUGCCUGCAGCAGCGACUACAUGGAACCGGACUCUUCGGGAGCCCUGGCCCCAGUGCCAAACAACGUGCCACACUACGCUGAAGCUGACAUCAUCAACCUGCAAGGGGUGACAGGAGGGAACACCUAUGCCGUGCCAGCUGUGGCUGUGGACGCACUGGCAGCCAAGGAUGUGGCCCUGGCUGAGUUCCCCCGCGGCCGCCUCCGCUUCAAGGAGAAACUUGGGGAGGGGCAGUUUGGGGAGGUCCACUUGUGCGAGGUGGAGAGUCCCCAGGACCUGCUCAACUUGGAGUUCCCCUUCAAUGUGCGCAAAGGACGCCCUCUGCUGGUUGCUGUGAAAAUCCUGCGCUCUGAUGCCACCAAGAAUGCCAGGAAUGAUUUCCUAAAAGAAGUGAAGAUCAUGUCACGGCUGAAGGACCCCAACAUCGUGAGGCUGCUGGGCGUGUGUGUGCGGGACGACCCCCUCUGCAUGAUCACCGAGUACAUGGAGAAUGGUGACCUCAACCAGUUCCUCAGCGCCCACGAGCUGGAGGCCAAGACAGGGGGCAGUGCCAGCGAUGCCCCCACUAUCAGGUAUUGCUGGGAGCAGGAGCAGGGACCCAGGAGUCCUGGCCCAGCUGGGCUCCUCUACUUAGGUGCUCCAGGGCAUUGUGGGAACAUACCUAACCACCUCCUGCCCUUCCUUGGCUCAGCUGCCCCACUGCACUGUGGUAAUAUCCCCAACUUCCUUCUGCCUCCUCCUAUACCCAGCUGUCCCAGAGCAUUGUGGCGAUAUCCCUAACCCAUU
This is a messenger RNA of Alligator sinensis (Chinese alligator), 2952 nucleotides long. It is a transcript of the gene DDR1, whose product is annotated as discoidin domain receptor tyrosine kinase 1. The transcript is spliced from 15 exons. The record is from RefSeq and is a predicted model, not a curated record. Lineage: Eukaryota; Metazoa; Chordata; Crocodylia; Alligatoridae. The coding region runs from base 445 to 2946 and encodes 833 amino acids. Gene Ontology annotation, molecular function: ATP binding; collagen binding; protein tyrosine kinase collagen receptor activity. Gene Ontology annotation, cellular component: signaling receptor complex. Gene Ontology annotation, biological process: multicellular organism development; positive regulation of kinase activity; protein phosphorylation.